GUUUGAAGAUGGAGAGGAGUGGGGCCGAACCCCGCAAAGUAUGGGGAAGUUGUCUCGCCGCCUGCCGAACUCCAAAGCACCGAGGCGAUGCGGGCAGCACAUGACUAAUGCUUCCCCAGAUGGCCGUGAAUCGCUUUGGAAUCGCCCGCCGGCCCGGUUGAAGCUGUCAUCUUUUGAAACUAGCAAAAAAGGCUCGAAUCUUGCGUUGACUGAUUGAUUCUCUCCAUUCAUUGCGCCAUUGACCCCCUUGCACCCUUCUUUACCCUACCUACAGACCGACCCAGACGUGCCCUGGAACCGACGGCCCGAGCCUGUGAUUGCGGAUAGCCUUGCGUUGCCUUGCGUUGCCUUGCACCACCCGUCACCGGCCACCGACAGCCACACGCGCGUGCCAGCCCCUCCAUCCCAUUCCAGUCCCGUCGCAAUGCCCGGCCAGCAGCCAGACGAAUGGCAACACCACGCCGAGAGGACGACCAGCCAGUUGCCCUCCUUCUACUCUCCCCCAACAGACGCCCAGCACUCGUCACAAGGUGAUGCCGAUGUGUCGCACCCCGACUUCUCCUUUUCUUCCGACCCCGCAGUCGGCACUUCUGCCACAUCACCGUCCACGCCCAAGGACGGAGACAGCAGCAGUAAUGAUAAUGACAGCAACGGCGACGACAAUGAUGGCGCAGGGACACCAUCAAAUGCGCCGCCGCCCAGUUCGCUGCUGUCGCCAGCCUUCACACCUCCCGCCACCCCAGGGACCGCUACUCCGUCCAGCCUAUUGCUCUCAGAACCGCGCGGCGUCCCAGUCGACAGUUCGGUUCCCUCCGGCGGUUGUGGAUCCAAACACCCACGACUCCUCGAGCAACUCCCUCAGGUAGAAUGCAUCGUCCGCGCGCGUAUCCCGACCACCACAGGCGCCGAGAUGUUUCUCCACCUCUACACCAACAAUGUGGACAACAAGGAACAUUUGGCCAUUGUGUUUGGAAACACGAUCCGCAGCAAGUCACUCGAUGCCGUACGCGAGGGCGAGACCGAGAUGGAUCGCCUUGUGCGGGGCGCCUACACGGGCAGACUGUACCCAGGGAGAACGACAAGCCUGGAAAAGGCUGAUGGCUCGGCAACAGAGAGACAAGAACCAGAAGAGGCUGACAAGAGCCAACCACCUCUGGUCAGGAUACACAGCGAGUGUUACACAGGCGAAACCGUUUGGUCUGCGCGCUGUGACUGUGGCGAGCAGCUCGACGAGGCUGCGCGGCUCAUGUCUCUGCCUUCAAACAAAGCAGGAGGCAUCAUCAUCUAUCUGCGGCAGGAGGGUCGCGGCAUCGGGCUGGGUGAGAAGCUCAAGGCUUACAAUCUGCAGGAUUUGGGGUCGGACACAGUCGAGGCAAACCUGCUCUUGAGACAUCCCGCUGAUGCGCGGAGCUACGGCCUUGCAACAGCCAUGCUGCUUGACCUCAGUCAGAAAGAAGUGCGUCUCUUGACCAACAACCCAGACAAGAUUCGCGCCGUGGAGGGACCAAACAGGGAGGUGGUGGUGAAGGAGCGUGUGGCCAUGGUGCCUCUGUCGUGGAAGGGCAAGGGCGGCUUCAGGGCGCCCGAGGUGGAAGGAUAUCUGAAGACAAAGAUCGAAAAGAUGGGGCAUCUCUUAGACCCAGGCGCGUUGCCGAGGUAA
Molecule: messenger RNA, 1660 nt
Organism: Podospora pseudopauciseta
Lineage: Eukaryota; Fungi; Ascomycota; Sordariomycetes; Sordariales; Podosporaceae
Gene: RIB1
Product: GTP cyclohydrolase II
Exons: 2
Coding region: 425-1660 (411 amino acids)
Biological process (GO): riboflavin biosynthetic process
Molecular function (GO): GTP cyclohydrolase II activity
Source: RefSeq, a predicted model, not a curated record